This is a messenger RNA of Syzygium oleosum, 1709 nucleotides long. Its product is annotated as probable E3 ubiquitin-protein ligase LOG2. The record is from RefSeq and is a predicted model, not a curated record. The transcript has 4 exons. Gene Ontology annotation, biological process: protein ubiquitination. NCBI's taxonomy places the organism in Eukaryota, Viridiplantae, Streptophyta, Magnoliopsida, Myrtales, Myrtaceae. Gene Ontology annotation, molecular function: ubiquitin protein ligase activity. Bases 361 to 1416 code for a protein of 351 amino acids.
UUCUUCUUUUUCAAGGUCUGAGGAGGAGGAGGGUCCUCCCCCACUUGUUGGGUGCCUGUCAAAAAGAUAAUCGUUGAUGGUUGUGGUGGCAUUCUUUGGAUUUGCCUUCGAGGGAGGCUGAACGAAAGGAGAAAACUGUGCACAACGAUAGUGCUCUCAUCAACCCAAACAACUUUCCUCGACCCACUAUCCCCUUUUGCCAAUUCCUGUCCAACCAAUCCCACUUUGUAUUUGAAUAUAUCCCUUCCUCUGUCUCUGUCUCUGUCUCUGUCUCUCUCUCUCUCUGCUUUCUGGAUUUUGGGGCACUUUGAGGGGAAGCCAUCGCUUCUUUCUGAGAGAAGUGAGGACUUGAAAAACGAAAUGGGUAACACGGGGAGCAGCAGCUCGGGGCGUCGAAGGCGGCGGAGCCACCCGCCUCCUCCUCCGCCGCCUCCCCUGCCUCCUCCGCCGGAGAGUGCCGGUAACCGAUAUGUGUUCGCGGCCGCCACGCCGUAUCCAUCUCAGUACCCCAAUCCGAAUCCUCCGGGUUACUAUACGUAUCAUGGAUACUAUCCACAGCAAUCGGUGCCCGGUCAUUACGGACCACCUUACCCGAACUGGGCCGGCGGGCAGUACCCAUAUGGGGCCGUUCCUGCUCCUGUUACCCCCUAUGUCGAGCACCAGAAGGCAGUCACUAUUAGGAAUGAUGUUAACAUCAAGAAGGAGACGCUUCACGUUGAACCAGAUGAGGAUAAUCCGGGAAAGUAUCUUAUUUCUUUCACUUUCGAUGCCACUGCUCCUGGAAGCAUCACUCUCGCUUUUUUCGCUAAAGAAACUGAAGACUGUAACUUAAUCGCGACAAGGGAGAGCCUACUCCAACCUGUCACAGUAGAUUUCGAGCGAGGUCUUGGCCAAAAGUUUCGACAACCUUCCGGGACUGGUGUCGACUCCUCAAUGCUUGAGGAAAUGGAUUUAGGAAAAGAUGGUGAUGUCGAGAUUUAUCCUCUUGUGGUGAAGGCCGAAGCUUGCCCGUUGAGUGCUACAGAGACAGAUAGUAGUUCAGCUCGAAAUUCUCAGAUAACCCAAGCAGUGAUUGAGAAAGGGAAAGACGAAUACAAGGCGCGUGUGGUGAAACAGAUUCUUUGGGUUAAUGGGAUGAGGUAUGAGCUCCAGGAGAUUUAUGGUAUCGGAAAUGCGGUUGAGGGGGAUUUCGAUGGCAAUGACUCUGGGAAGGAGUGCGUCAUCUGUUUAUCAGAACCACGGGAUACGGCCGUCCUCCCUUGCAGGCACAUGUGUAUGUGCAGCGGCUGUGCUAAGGUCCUCAGGUUCCAGACGAAUAGGUGCCCGAUUUGCCGGCAACCGGUAGAGCGACUCCUGGAAAUUAAGGUGAGCAAUGGCAGCGACGACUCGGGAGAGUCCACGACUAAAGCGACGUAAAACUAUCUUCGCAUGUAUCGUUGUUUAUAUUCCCGGCCUACCUCAAUCGGCAAGAUCUCGCCUGGAGACAACUUUGCCGCCGCUCAUGCUCCAGCUCGACUCCUGGUUGCUGCUCGUGUUGAAAAUAACCGCUCGCGGAUUUAACUCCAAACGGAUAAGUUAUGAUGAACAAUUAUGGGUUGUUUUGAUGGAAAGAUUGGGUUUGUAAUAGAAAUUGUUUUUGGACUUCAAAGCCAUCUUGUAUCUGCUUCUGCAUGAUAAAUCGUUUUACCAGUGAUAAAAUCUUUUUUUUU